AUGUCAUCUUCAUUUGUCUCUUCUGUGCUCUCCUCAUCACCAUCCUCGGAUCUUCCUCGAUGUAAGAUCCCUGGAAAUCACGGUCUGCCCUUCUUUGGAGCCAUUAAAGAUCGGUGGGACUUUUUUUACCUCCAAGGACGAGACCAAUUUUUCAGGUCUCGCAUGGAGAAUUACAAGUCCACAGUUUUUCGAACAAACAUGCCUCCUGGUCCUUGGAUAUCCCCUGAUCCAUGCGUUAUUGUUCUUCUGGAUGCCAAAAGCUUUUUAGUUCUCUUUGAUAGUUCCAAGGUUGAAAAACGUAAUCUUUUUACUGGAACUUACAUGUCGUCCACCUCCUACACUGGGGGUUAUCGUGUAUGCUCCUAUUUGGACCCAAGUGAGCCCGAGCAUGGGUCUCUUAAGGCCCUGCUGCUCUCUUUCCUUGCCUCUAAGCAUGAGGAGUUCAUCCCUCUCUUUCAGAGCUGUAUGAAAGGCCUGUUCUCUGGUCUUGAGGAUCAGCUGAGAGACACAGGCCGGGCCGGAUGUUUUGUGAUGGCAAGAGCCCUUCAGACACCAAAUUAA
This is a messenger RNA of Chenopodium quinoa (quinoa), 561 nucleotides long. RefSeq names its product allene oxide synthase 2-like. Gene Ontology annotation, molecular function: oxidoreductase activity, acting on paired donors, with incorporation or reduction of molecular oxygen; heme binding; monooxygenase activity. Gene Ontology annotation, biological process: sterol metabolic process. The transcript has 2 exons. Bases 1 to 561 code for a protein of 186 amino acids. Lineage: Eukaryota; Viridiplantae; Streptophyta; Magnoliopsida; Caryophyllales; Amaranthaceae. The record is from RefSeq and is a predicted model, not a curated record.